CUGUAACGGAAUCUGACAACAUAUCUGUACUCGCCACGGGACCAACGAUGGAUGACAACUUGGAUUUUCACAAGGGCACACAUGCGACAGGCACACAAGACAGAGGUCAUCCUAACUAUUCUUACACAACUAACAUUUGUUCUCACAUCCUGUUUUCAGCUUCCUCGUCUCCCUGUUAAAGGCCGUCAAAUUUCAAACUUGAAGUACUGAUUGUCAGUCGGGGUCGAGCCCAGGGUCGAAUGGUAAAUCUGAAGGAAAUAUUUGGUAAAUAUGGUAUGAUUUCUUGGAAAGAUAAAUUCGACCCCACAGUGCCAUUGGUAGUGUCUGUAGUCCACGCUCGGUAUGUGGAGCCCACGGCCCUCUUGAUGCUGCAAGUGCAAUGUAUGAUCGAGCGUUCGAGAACUCAUAUUGGAAUACGGAGCUCACGUAUAAACGACACCCCGCUGCGGAUGGGUGUGGUGAUUAAGGGUCCAGAUCUGGUUUCCCGACUAAGAUGCAAUGACGAGCGGAGUGGUGUCCGCUGUCGCUCCGGUUGUCAUAUCACCGACUUUGAUCAUAUACUGAUUUUCAGCCGCUUGUCCUUGGAAAGUGAACUUUUGGAAACCCGGAGUCAACCACACGGUAGGCGUACGAGAUACCUUGCAGUGAGAGACUUACGAGCACGGCCUGAAUGCCAGAGCCCCUCGGACGUGGCACGAGAGCUACCGAGGGGUACUGAUGAGGCUUCACACCAAUGCAGGUAUGUUAUUAGCGGAAGCCAUACUGAUGACGAGGCGAAGAGAGACUUGACUCUGGGUUAUCAGCCGGUCAAGACACUCAGCCCUUUUAUCCUCGAAGACGUGGGGGUCGAAUCCUUGACAAGGGCAGCCUGGGACUGGAAUGUCAUGCUCUGAAGGUGAGCCUGAUGGAACAAUUUGCUAGACAAUUUGACGGGCGUAAAGUUGGCGCUAGGAAUGGGUCAGAGAUGCCUCAUCCAGCGAAGCACUGAGCAUUAAUUGAAUGACUUUCCCUACAAAGAACGGGAUGGUAUCGAUAAUCAACCUAUUUCAUAGCCUGCCGCCUAACUCCGGCAGAGUGGAACCCAUGAGCACCCUCGGAUCAUUACAUACACGAAGGACGCU
Molecule: messenger RNA, 1121 nt
Organism: Pisolithus orientalis
Lineage: Eukaryota; Fungi; Basidiomycota; Agaricomycetes; Boletales; Pisolithaceae
Exons: 3
Coding region: 240-893 (217 amino acids)
Source: RefSeq, a predicted model, not a curated record